GAUGGCGAAGCCGAAGGGCAGGAGACAGCCAACUGGUGGUGCAGUUGGAAGCCCGUCCAAGUCGGACAAGAGAGUCAAGACUGCAGCAGCGAGGGGUGCGUCGGCCCAGGACAAACAUCAAGCUGAGCUCGAGCAGCAGCGUGCAGCGCUCGCGGCGGACAGGGCAGAGAUGGUGCAGAGGCAGCAAGCGCUCAGAGCGAAGGAGGCUGUGGUUGACAAGAAGGAGCAAGAAAUGGCGCGCGCCGCUGCACAGCGGGAAAACCGUGAGCAGCAGGAGGUUGAGCGCGUCCAAGCAGCAGCUGCUGCCUCGGCGGAGAAGGUUGCUCAGAGCCUGGACUACAUCGACACUUCUGUGCAAGAGGUGAAGCCGAAGAAGGGCGAGGUCUGGGCUCAGCCGCAGUCAAGGAUGAUCCUCAUGCUACUCUUCAACCUCCGCAAGGAAGGCCGCUCUGAGAACAAGGCGGUGUUGAAGAGCAGGCCGAUGUCAUUUUAA
Molecule: messenger RNA, 493 nt
Organism: Ectocarpus sp. CCAP 1310/34
Lineage: Eukaryota; Phaeophyceae; Ectocarpales; Ectocarpaceae
Source: the annotation of a GenBank genome assembly